Molecule: messenger RNA, 2050 nt
Organism: Galeopterus variegatus (Sunda flying lemur)
Lineage: Eukaryota; Metazoa; Chordata; Mammalia; Dermoptera; Cynocephalidae
Gene: DNAI7
Product: cancer susceptibility candidate 1
Exons: 13
Coding region: 1-2031 (676 amino acids)
Cellular component (GO): axoneme
Molecular function (GO): microtubule binding; beta-tubulin binding
Source: RefSeq, a predicted model, not a curated record
AUGGAAAGGCUUGAAAUACAGCGAAUUGAGAAAGAAAAAUGGCUUCAACUUGAAGAAAAAGAUCUAGGAAGGAGAAAUGAAGAACUUGACGAACUUAAUUUACUAGAGGGAUGUUUCCCUGAAGCAGAGAGAUUGAAACACGACACAAGAUUGCUUUCUCAGUGGAAACACUAUAUUCAAUGUGAUGGGAGUCCUGAUCCUUCAAUAUCCCAAGAAAUAAAUACUUUCAUUAGCUUGUGGAGAGAGGAAACAAAUGAGACUUUUGAGGAAGUGAUCGCAAAAAGUAAACUAGUGCUAAAUUUAAUUGAGAAAUUGAAAUUAAUUUUAUUGGAAACACCACCAUAUGAUUUGCAAGAUAAAAAUAUAAUACAGUACCGGGGAUCAAUCCUGCAGCUACAGGAACUCCUUCAGCUUAAGUUCAAUGUAGCCACAGAAAUACUUCUGAGACAAGCUAGUACUUUAGCAGAUCUGGACAGUGGAAACAUGGAAAAAAUCAUUCGAGAUGAAAAUGUUACCUUGUAUGUGUGGGCAAACCUCAAGAAGAAUCCAAGGUACAGAAGUGUCAGAUUCUCUGGAACACAAAUUGGAUUUGAAAUUCCAAGAAUAUUAGCAACAAGUGACAUUGCUCUACGACUCCUGCAUACUCACUAUGAUCAUGUUUCCCCACUGCACCCUGUUCUAACACCUGUUCCAAAAGAAGAACGUACUUCCACAGUCACUGAGCUUGUCAGAGAUGAAGUUAAGAAUGUAGAAGAAGCAAUCAGCAAAGAGGACCAAGAAGAGACUAAACAGCAAGAAAGUGGGUCUAACAUAAUCCUUGAGGAAGAAAUAAAAGUUGAGGAACAGGAUGAUAUUGAAGUACAAAAGAGUUCUGUUGGGGAAGAACAUGAACCCAUAACCUGUGAGCUGGAGAUAAAAUUAUUAAGUAAAACUGUUUCAACAGCACAGUUGUUGCUGAUAGAGAAUGCUCAUGAAAAGCCAGAUACCUUUGAAGACAAUGAUGUGGAUUUAUGCCAAUUCACAACUCUGGGUGGAGUGUACCACUUGGAUAUUUUGGAGCUUCCCCCACAGUGUAAACCAGUGAAGGGCUGGAUGAUUGUGGAAAUACUCAAAGAAGGAUUACAGAAAUAUACAUAUCCUCCAGAAACUACAGAAGAAUUUGAAACAGAGAACGCUUUCCCACCUAUAGAGGUCACGCUUGAGGUUCAUGAGAAUGUAAUCUUUUUUGAGGAUCCUAUUGUUGUAAGAUGGGACACUGAAGGUAAACGCUGGAAAACUGAUGGCAUCAGCAAGGUAUCUUACAACCCAGAAGAAAGACUUAUAACAUUCAGCCUGGAAACUUUUGGCCCCGUAACCUUGAUUCAGGAUACUCAUAUUAACAUGCCAUACCAGUCAUGGGAACUGAGACCGCUUGGUGUGAAUACGGUACUUUUGACGGUGACUACAGUAUUUACUGAGAUUCAAAUACAAAUUAAGGAAAACCUCUGCAUGUUAGCUUCAAUCAAACUAAGAAACAAAGAGCAUUUCUCUAUUUUGGAAGGAAAAUGGAUGCCUCCUGUUCCUUUUAUUAUUGCUUUGAAAGCAGCUGGAUUGAAUAUCUUCCCUACUGGACACUCUCACUUUUAUGUUGUUAUAAACCAUAAGGUUCCUUUGGUAGAAAUGAAAGCUUAUCGACAAAUGGCCUUGUUAAGCUCUGCUUUUGCGUUUGGUUGGAGCAAGUGGAAUCUGCUGUGUAAUUCUACAAAAGUUGUAGUUAAGGUGAGGGAACACCUUACUAAAGAACCUAUGAAUCCUGAUUGGGACCUUUUAAUGUUUAGUGGUGACAGAGCACAAAGACUCAAAAUCGAUGAAGAUAGCCAAACCUUCUCUGAAGCACUUAAAGAAGAAACUGAGUUUCAUUCUACUUUAUAUCACAUGGUUAAGGACUUUGCUUCUGAAGAAGCAAUGGAGAAAGUCAGUAGCUCCGACUGCCAGUUUAUCGACUGUGUGUGCCAAAUGCUACUCUCCACUAGAUUACUCAGCUAUUCUUAACCUCCACUUGCAAAUUUUU